AUGAAUUAAUCUCCAAGCAAAGAGUUCAUAAUUCUUCCUAGCUCUAACACUUCUAGAAAUUAUUCUCAUUGUUCUUCUAGACUGAAUUCUAGAUUGAGCUAAUAGAUGCCUCAAAAUUAGUUUAACAUGCAAUACCCGUUUCAGCCAAAGGAUUCCAAUAGUUUAGACAUGAAUGGCUUAGAAAUGGAAAGUAGCGAUCCACAUAAAAUGGUGUCUUGUUCUCAUCAAGGCAAAUAUUCCAACAACUAAAAGUCCAUUAAGCUAUUAGAAAGAGGAAGGAUCACGUCACCGAUGUACAAAUAACAAAGCAAAGAUGCCAGAACUGAGCAGUUGAUUAAAAAAUUUAUCGAUAAAUUAAAAAUAGGCUCCAAACCAUUUGCGGAAAGUAAUUGUGUCAAUCAACUACUACAAACAGGAUCAAAUGAGGUUUUCCCUGAAAAAUUUAAGGAGAGAACAAAAUUUAAUUCCAUUAAGAAUUCUAUAACAAUUCCAAUACCACGUUCUAGUAAAUUUAGAGAAAUUUGGAAAAUAAUUAUGUAAGUUACUUAUAUUACAACUCUUAUAUUCUCCCCAUUAAUAUUGAUUUACCCCAAAAACUCAGAAAGCAUAAUACUGUUGUUUUCCUAAUUGAUUCUCACUGCUUUAAACAAUCUUUUUAAUCUACACACUAGCUACUACUAAAACGACGUAGAAAUCACUAAUCUCAGAUAGAUUCAGCAUAAUUACAUAAGAAGAUAUCUAAUUAAGGAUGUUCUAGCGUAUUUGUCCUUCAUAUUCAUACUGCAGUUUUGUAUGACUCACUUGUACAUUACCAUCAUAGCAGUUAUCGUUUUGAAUAUUGUAACAAUUCAGAAAGUGAAGUUGCAUAGCCUUUUAUCAAAAUAACUUGCAGUAUUGCUGGCCUAUAGAUUUAGCAUUGCUAUAUGUUAUUGUCACCUUUUCGCUAUCAUUCAAAUGUCAAUGAAUCAUUCCAACAUAGUAAAUGAAUCAAUCAGUAAUUAAUUUAAAAUCUAUUUAAUCUAUCUGCACAAGUAUUUAGAUGAAUACUUGACUAUUUACGGAUCAUUAUCGCAAGAAACUAAUUUUGAGUUGUAAUUUGCUAUUUUCGUGUAAAUAGUUUAAACUUGUAAUAGGAUAGGAGCAAUUUUGGAAAUUCUAUUCUACUUUUAUCAAAACAUUGAUACGUACUUACUCAAAAAACACUACUUCGAUUUUAAGGCUUUUCUUAACCAUCAUAAAAUAGAUUCUUAAUUAAAAAAGAAGGCAUUAAGUAAUUAUAAAUUUGAAAUGAAAAGUGAUUAAUUACAAUAGAGUUCAGCUAUUGACACAAAAUCAAUCUAAUUUAUUAACAGUGAGAUUUAUAAGAAAAUUGAUAAAACCAUCAAUGCAAAGUAUUUCUAGAAAAUAGCCGUUUUCUAAAAGUUCUCAUAAGACACUCAAGAGAGACUAAUUGAGAAGAUGACAUAUCAAAUUUUCUAACCAAAUGAAAUGAUAUUGAAAUAGAAUAGUAGAGAUGAUGAUUCAUUAUAUAUGAUUAAAAGAGGAUGUGUUAAAAUCUGUUAUACUGGUAUAAAUAAUGCAUAAACUGGCAUAAAACAGCUAACCAAGUUUUAGACUUUUGGAGAAGUGUCAUUCUUCACAGGUUUGCCGAGAACAAGUAGUGUGAUUUGUUUAGGACCAGUAGAAACAUAUAAAAUCACAAGAAAUGAUUUCUUAAAUGUCAUAAAAAACAAUAGAUCAGAUUUCGAAAUAGCUUAAUUUCUAAAAGACUAAGUCACAUUCGAGAAUCUCUACGAUUAAAUUGGACUGAGAUGCUUUUGUUGCAAUUCUCCAAAUCACUUACUUUUUUCUUGUGACAAAUUGCAUUAUCAUCCCAAUAAAGAAAAGGUUUUAAGUCAAUGUUCUUAUAAUCAUAAUCAAAUCAGAAGAUACUAUUAAAGAAGAGUUAAAAGAACUCAAAACAGCAGAGAUUUUUUAUUUUAAAUUGGAAUGGCUGGACAGGAAUUUCAAGAAAAUAAUUGCAAUGUUGAUUCAUAAAUAUUGAGGGAUCUCACUAAUAAUCAGAAUUAUUUGUCAUCUACUUAUAUAUAAUAAAAUCAAUCUCAAAAGUAAGUCAGUCACAUGCCUGUAGUUUAUCGAACAAGACCUAGCAAUAGCAUCUUACUUAAUAGUGAUUUAGAUGAUGUUAAAGAAUCGUGUUUUGAAAUUGAGACCAACAAAAUUAGAAAAGAUUCGCCAAUAUAUGGUUAACAAAAUCAAUUUUAGACAAAAGGUGUUGUUAAAGAGCUUGAACGAGAAGAUCUAGAUUCAAUAUCAAUUAUUAAUUAAAAUAUUUGUUAGGGAUAAACUAUUUAAUAAAUUUAGGGAUAAUCUAUUUAAUAAAUUUAAACCAAUAAAUUAAAUAUUGGUGAGAAUCCAGAUAGAUUAAACGACUUGUAUAUUUUUGACUUAUAGAUGCUGACCUAAUAAAACAGUCCAAGAAAUUGUAGAUAAAAUAAAAAAUCAUUUAGUUACGCUACCUAGCCUGAAGUAUCAAAAAUGCUAGAGAACUUUAAAGGAUCUUAUAGAUCCAAUCUGCUUUUGGAUGAAACUGAUAAGAAUCGCAUAGAGUAAUAACAAAAACAACAAAGAAGCAGAAGCCAAUAAACUAAUAAUGGGAAAUAAGAUGAGAACAUCCUUAUUGCAUUGGCCAAUUAAUAAAAUUUCAACAAUUUCUUUUCUUUUUAAGAAGACGAGGAAUUUGAUAAAGCACAUAAUUUUUGUUACUAUUACCCUUUCUUCAAUCCAGACUUUGUCAUCAAAAAGUAUAAUAAUUUGAAGCAAUGGUAAUAAUUGCUUCCCAACAAAAGUAGAUAUACUAUAAGUUAUGUUUUAAGUGAUAGAAUAAAGGAAAAGGUGAGCUAUAAAUGA
Messenger RNA from Paramecium tetraurelia, 2910 nucleotides. RefSeq lists its product as uncharacterized. The transcript has 4 exons. The record is from RefSeq and is a predicted model, not a curated record. Lineage: Eukaryota; Ciliophora; Oligohymenophorea; Peniculida; Parameciidae.